Messenger RNA from Cyprinodon tularosa, 4407 nucleotides. RefSeq names its product OPA1 mitochondrial dynamin like GTPase (gene opa1). Bases 28 to 3066 code for a protein of 1012 amino acids. Gene Ontology annotation, molecular function: GTP binding; GTPase activity; microtubule binding. Gene Ontology annotation, biological process: mitochondrial fusion. The record is from RefSeq and is a predicted model, not a curated record. Gene Ontology annotation, cellular component: cytoplasm; microtubule; mitochondrial membrane. Lineage: Eukaryota; Metazoa; Chordata; Actinopteri; Cyprinodontiformes; Cyprinodontidae. The transcript is spliced from 30 exons.
GCAUGUAGGAACCUCGUCUCAACUAACAUGGGGGUGAGGUUCCGGGUCCCGCUGCAGAAGCUUCAUCCUCUGUCUCGUGCCAUCUACCACCGUUACUCUGGAAACAAUAACCCCCACCGGACUCCUCAUCGCACAGCAGCUCGAUAUUUUACCUCCAUGUCUCGGUUGCCGAUGCGGCCGCUGAAACCCCCUCCCAGGUCUGGAGGUCAUAGGUACCAACAGCAACGCAACUUUUGGGUGGCCAGUCUGGCAGCCCGGCUGCUGAGGCUCAGAUACAUCCUGCUGGGAACAGCAGUGGGAGGGGGCUACACAGCUAAGAAGACCUAUGAAGAGUGGAAGGAGAUGCUUCCUGAUUUUAGUGAAUACAACUGGGUCAUUCCAGAUUUUGUCUGGGAACUGAGUGAACAAAUUGAUCUUGAUAAACUGGCCAAGGCACUACCAGAAAUGGAGGACAUGGCCAAACUUCUGCCUGACUUUGAGAAGAUUGGAGAAAAUUUUACUUUCCUUAAAAGUCUUCUUUCUUCCGGUGUGAGUUUGGGUAGUGAAGUCAAAGGAGCGUCUGGUCUGCAUCUUUUGUUAGAAACUUCUGGUGAUCCUGCUCUGAAAGCUACAGAUGCCUCAGCAGGAGCUGCACACGACGCCGGUGACAAGCAGUACAAAAAGGGUCUGCUCGGAGAGCUCAUACUCAUUCAGCAGCAGAUCCAGCAGCACGAGGAGGAGGUCCAGCGGGCCGCUGCAGCCAAUAGCACGCGUUCACCACCCCAAGGUCCUUCUCCGAACCCCAACCCCUCGACUCAGACACGCAAGUCAUCAGACAAAGAAAAACUCGACCAGCUUCAGGAGGAGCUUCUUCGAACUCAGUUAAAGUAUCAGCGCAUGCUGGAAAGACUGGAAAAGGAAAACAAAGAGUUAAGGAAAGUGGUGCUGCAAAAAGAUGAUAAAGGUAUUCAUCAGAGGAAGGUGAAGAAAUCCCUGAUUGACCUUUAUUCUGAAGUCCUUGACAUCCUGUCUGACUACGAUGCCAACUACAAUACCCAGGACCACCUACCCAGGGUGGUUGUGGUUGGAGACCAGAGUGCUGGGAAGACCAGUGUGCUCGAGAUGAUCGCCCAGGCCAGGAUCUUUCCUAGGGGCUCGGGAGAGAUGAUGACACGCUCUCCUGUAAAGGUGACAUUAAGCGAAGGCCCGCACCAUGUUGCCAUGUUUAAAGACAGCGGCCGAGAGUUUGACCUCACCAAAGAGGAGGACCUGGCUGCUCUGAGGCACGAGAUUGAGCUGAGGAUGAGGAAGAGUGUGAAGGAAGGACAGACUGUGAGCUCUGAGACUAUCUCACUGAGUGUUAAAGGACCAGGCAUUCAGAGGAUGGUUCUGGUAGACUUACCUGGUGUCAUAAGUACGGUGACUACGGGCAUGGCAUCAGACACUAAGGAAACCAUCUUCAGCAUGAGCAAGGCCUACAUGCAAAACCCCAAUGCCAUCAUUCUUUGUAUUCAGGAUGGUAGUGUGGAUGCAGAGCGCAGCAUCGUCACAGACCUCGUCAGCCAUAUGGACCCUCACGGGAAAAGGACCAUCUUUGUUCUCACUAAAGUGGACUUGGCUGAGAAGAACCUGGCCAGUCCCAGCAGGAUUCAGCAAAUCGUUGAAGGAAAGCUCUUUCCCAUGAAAGCUCUCGGUUAUUUUGCUGUAGUAACAGGAAAAGGGAGCACCGGUGAAAGCAUUGAUGCAAUUAAAGACUACGAAGAGGACUUCUUCCAGAACUCCAGAUUGCUAAGGGAUGGGAUGCUGAAAGCUCAUCAGGUCACCACUAAGAACUUGAGUCUGGCUGUCUCUGACUGCUUCUGGAAGAUGGUCAGGGAGUCUGUAGAGCAGCAGGCAGAUGUUUUCAAAGCAUCACGGUUCAACCUGGAGACUGAAUGGAAAAACAAUUAUCCUCGUCUGAGAGAACUGGACAGAAACGAACUCUUUGAAAAAGCAAAAAAUGAAAUUUUGGAUGAAGUCAUUAGUUUGAGUCAAGUCACCCCCCAGCACUGGGAGUCUAUUCUGCAGAAGAAGCUCUGGGAACGUGUUUCCACUCAUGUCAUUGAGAACAUCUACCUGCCUGCUGCCCAAACGAUAGACUCUGGGACCUUUAACACAACAGUAGACAUUAAGCUCAAACAGUGGACUGACAAGCAGCUUCCACACAAGGCAUUGGAGGUUGCCUGGGAGACAUUGCAGGAGGAGUUUGCCCGCUUUAUGGCUGAAUACAAAGGCAAAGACCAGGAUGACAUCUUUGACAAGCUGAAGGAGGCAGUGAAGGACGAGGGCAUCAAGCGGCACAAGUGGAAUGAGAGAGCCUUGGACAGCCUGAGGGUGAUCCAACACAAUGCCUUGGAAGACCGGUCCAUCACAGAUAAACCUCAGUGGGACGCCGCAAUCCAGUUCAUGGAGGAAACGCUGCAGUCCCGCCUCAAAGACACUGAAUCUGUGAUAAGAGACAUGGUGGGCCCUGACUGGAAGACAAGGUGGUUCAAUUGGACGAACCGGACACCAGAACAGCAUGUUCGAAAUGAAACCAAGAAUGAGCUGGACCGCUUGCUAAAGCUGCAUGAUGAUCACACCGCCUACCUGGCCAAUGACGAGGUCACCACUGUGAGGAAGAACCUGGAGGGACGGGGGGUAGAAGUCGACCCGGUGCUGAUCAAAGACACAUGGCAUCAGCUUUAUCGCAGACACUUCUUGCAGAAAGCACUGAGCCACUGCAACCUCUGCAAGAGAGGUUUCUAUUACUACCAGAGACACUUUGUUGACUCUGAGCUGGAGUGCAAUGAUGUGGUGUUGUUUUGGAGGAUCCAGAGGAUGCUGGUCAUCACGGCUAACACGCUCCGACAGCAGCUCACUAACACUGAGGUCCGGCGGUUGGAGAAGAAUGUCAAAGAGGUCUUGGAUGACUUUGGGGAAGACAUGGAGAAAAAGACUCAACUCAUCACUGGCCGCAGAGUCCAGCUGGCUGAGGAUCUCAAGAAAGUCCGUGAAAUCCAGGAGAAACUUGAAGCUUUCAUUGAAGCUCUUCACAAAGAGAAGUAACAGAUCCAGAUUAUUGCACUGAACAAAGACAACACAUCUGUAAAUGACCGCCAUCCCCCCCCUUCUGGCUCCAUUUUAUCAUCAGUGACUCUUGGACAUUGAUGGACAAAUUGAUAUAAACAGAAGCAAACAGUGAAGGAAUCAUCAUCCCCUGUUAUUUACCAUCAUAUAUUUUCCCCUGAUCUUUUUUUCUACUUCAGAGGAUCACAAAAACCCGAACACACUGAGACUGAAGAAAUGCAAAUUUCAGCACCCCCUGUCCUCCAUAAUUGAGGACGGCGGCCAUGUUAUGUCCCCUCUUUAAUAUUCUCCUGUCUCAGCUGGUGGCCCUAGAAUAUUAUUCAGUUAUCUUCAUCAAUAGGAAGUAGUUGCACUUAAAAUCCACAGCACCUGGUUCAAACUGAAGCCCGGUUGAAUUUACAGCUCUCUGACCCUCAACAUGCAGUUUAAUACAGCUGUUGUUGUCUUCUGUCACUUCAUUUAUCUCUCUCUGUCUCUCUACGGAUAAGUUAUUGGAACGCAAAAUUGAUUGACAAAUUAUAACAUGUCUUUUUAAAGAGUAAAAUCUGUCUUUUUGUGUUUCCUUUUUUGGUAAUGAAGAUUUUAAACAUUUUCAAUCAGCACCUCUGCAGGUACAUUUGAUUUAAUUUUCUGACUAUAUAAUUGGCUGUCUGCUUCUGGGCCUCUGUCAGAAAUGCUGAUCGGACAUUCUGUGGGAUCAGUGACACAGGUUGGGGUUUUUUUUUCUUCAGAUUGCACCAGAUUUCUCACCUUUUGUCACCAAUGUUCUGUCAGUGUAGAUGUAUGAAAUACAGAAGCAAAAUGCUCUCUGGUUUUCAAUAUGGUAAAAAUAUGAAAGCUCACUUUAUCUACACAGUUGAGACAGAAGCAACUUUUCUCCAUUUCCCUGAUUUCUUUCCUUCCUUCCAAUCACUGUUCAGGGCUCACUGUUCCUAAAACCCAAAAUUCUGCAGUUUUUUUUUUUCAUUUUAAAGACAUUAUGAUUCUUCCCCUCAUCGUCUUUAGCCUGUAUGGAGAAUUGAGUUCAUUACCCGCAUUACUUCAAUCAUUCACUAAGAUGUGAAUAUGGGUGUAUGUACAUAAAUAAUCAAAGUGUGCGUCCUGAACAGAGGAAGAGUUGGGGAGCUACCAUCUUGUACAGCAUGAGGAUCCAGAAGGAGUCUGCUGUGCUACGGAGAAGCUGGUCCUGAAACAUGUUUUAUGUUGUAGAAAGUAACGUGUGCAUGGUGUAACCCCGCCCUCCACAGAUGUGCUUUAUUUAUUUAAUUUGUGUUAAAAUGCAAAUAAAAUUGACGUCAAUAAAUAAAUUUCAUUUUUUUA